Molecule: messenger RNA, 2268 nt
Organism: Procambarus clarkii (red swamp crayfish)
Lineage: Eukaryota; Metazoa; Arthropoda; Malacostraca; Decapoda; Cambaridae
Source: RefSeq, a predicted model, not a curated record
UAUUGAUCCACGUGAAGGCUAUGGUGUUUAUUAUCCGUAUUAUCGUAAAUUACAUUUUAUAUAUUACGUUAAUGAUUCGUUAUUCCCAAAUAACUAAUUUCAAUAUUUUUGUAUUCAUUUCAGAAUCGUGAGGGGGUAACGGGCUCUCCCCAGCGCUGGAAAACAAGACCCGGAUGUACACAAACCAACUUGCCCCACACACUAUAUUUUGCUCUCAAGUCAAAACAACGGAAACCUUCCAUUAACCAGGACUCUAGGAGACUCGGCCGUAGAAACCUUUGUGACUAUAGCUGAGCUUAACAUGCCAGAGGGGAAAGUUAAGUUAGACUUGGAAGUGGAGAAGCAAAGGACUGAGGCGAGGCGCGUAGGACCCGCCACCACCUGCCGCGGCGGCCGCCGGCCCCGCACUACCACCCUGGCCGCUUGAGGCCAUAAUAUAUAGAACACGGCAAGUUGAGACAUAAAUAAAAGGGAAAAUUCAAACGAGGAAGAUGGCGGCUUUUGAGAGCUGUUGCUGUUGUAGUCUUCGGGCGGGCAGCAUCUUCAUAGGCGUCCUCAGUCUGGUGCUAAGUGUGGGCACGGGGGCGGUGUGUGUGCUGCUGGUGACCGCCCAGGACCUCGACCAGGUCAUCCAGACGGCCUACAACACCUACCACGACCUGGAGAACCCCAUUAAGGUCUACGGCCCUAAUGGCGCGCGAGAUCUGAACCUGGAAGACCCCGAACUGAUGUACAUAGAGUGGAGUAUCAUUGCCACUCUGCUCUUCAUGUUCGUCUGCAGCGUCGUCGACGUCCUGCUGGUGAUUGGUGCCAUCAGGGAGACUCCGUGGAUGUUGCUGCCUUGGAUGGUGGUACAGUGGAUCACUAUAUUCUUCACCAUAGCCUUGUUUGGCCUGGUGCUCUGGCACGAACUGGUGGCGAUGCCCAGGUACUGGUGGGCGGUGAUGUUCGUGGUGGCGGUGGUGAUACUAAUGCUGCUCUCCUUCGUCCUCGUCCUCUCCCUCUACCAGAGUGUCAAGGAGAGGGAGAUGCCAGAGUUCUACCAGGGCGCCGAGCUGGUGCACCGCCACAUCUGGCUUUCGCAAAAAGGAAAGUACUACGACUAGCAUUGCAAGCACUGCUGGAAGAUGCGGCCGGCGACCAGGCGCCCGCACCAUCUCCAGCAGUUGCCUCUACCACUCUCCAGAGACCUUCCGGGACAGCCUCAAACCCCUCACCACCUCCAGCUUCCCCCAAUCACAAGCUCCAGGCUCCAGGGGUCUCUAGUGCCAGGAUCUACUGGACAUCAACUGGAACUUCCAGACGUGACAGCUCCGGGGUUCAGAGGCAAGCAUCCAAGGGUCCAUUGGUCGCCAAAUCCAGAUGCCAGCGGUCGCCAGUUUCAAGGUGAAAAGCCUCCUACUCCAGGAUCCACUGGUCACCAGUUCCAUAGUCCGGAUGUGGUUAGUUCCAAAGUUCACAGGUCACCUUUUCCUGGCAGCGAGGCCACCACUCCAGGUUCCAGUGGUCUCCAAUUUCAGGGUCCGGACGUCGUCAUUUCUAAGAUCCAGAGGUCGCCCGUUCACGCCAAACAGGCCGCCACUCCCCGAUCUCCUGAACACCUUAUCCAGAGCCCAGACGUUGCCAGUUCUAAGGUUCAGAGGUCAGCAGGUCAUAUCAGAGAAGUCGCCAGUUCCAGAGCUCAGGAGUCACCAAUUCGGGGACCCAUCAGCCAACACUUACGAAGUUCACAAGUCUGCGAGUCCAGACCCCACAGGUCCCCGACCAGAGGGUCUCGAAGUCCUCAAGUGUGAGGUUCCCGCAGGUCUCACACAUACGAGUCAAGAAGCCAUCAAAACUGAAAUCUAAAAAAAAAAAAAAGGUCGCCUCUAGGACACGGAGGCCCUUGAACAUCCAGUCCAGAGAUCGUUUUUCCGAGAAUCAGGACCGGGAGCUAUGUCCCUGUUCAGCCGCGUCGACAAGUGCUUGGUGUCGGACGCCUAGACAAUACACCCAGUUCGUGGUGGGUGACGCUGGAGCGAAAUGUGACUUUCAUCCAUUAACAGUUAAACAAAACUUGUAUUCCCCACUUGUAAUGUAGCUACAGGUCUUUCACAAGCACAUUUAUAUAUAUAUAUAUAUUUUGCAUGGACACGCUGACCGCCUCAGUAACUGCUUGCGCACAAGAAACUUGACUUGUCCAGUGUUGCAUGGGUGACUGUUGCCAAAAGGACUUGCCACAUGGAAAACGUCAAGCUAAUCACUUAGAAAAAUAAAGGAAAGUUUAAC